AUGGCACCGCUAUUUCGCGCAGUUGCACUCCUGUGUUUUGUCACUGAGGCCCUAUCAGCCUGCACGACGAAGGGAAAACGCAGAGCAUGGCACACUCUAAGCAACUCGCAGAAGCUCGAGUAUAUCAACGCCGAGCUUUGUCUCAUGCAGAAACCCGCAAAACUCAAUCUCGGAGUCGGUAAAACGAGAUUCGAUGAACUCCAGGCAGUUCACGCGCUCCAAGCAUAUAUGACGCACCAUGUGGGCGCUUUCCUCCCCUUCCACCGCCUCCUCAUGCAAGCGCAUGAAGACGCUCUGCGAAAUGAAUGUGGCUACACUGGCCACCAGCCCUACUGGCAAGAGCAACUCGACGCCGGCAAAUUCACCUCGGCCACCAUCUUCGACCCGGUAUACGGGUUCGGCGGCGACGGCUCGGGCCGCAAUAACUGCAUCACAACGGGACCUUUUAAGAACUAUACGAAUCGGUUGGGUCCGGGGUACCAGAUCACCGACCAUUGUAUCGACCGCAAGAUUAGCAACUCCGCUAGCCAGGGAAGCUCGGCAGCGAAUGUGAAUCAGUGUCUGCAGCAGACGACGUGGACGGGAGCAUGGAAUUGCAUUGAGGCGCAGCCGCAUGGUGGAGGUCACGGGGGUGUGGGAGGCCAGAUGCAAAACGGUGUCUCCAGCCCCGGAGAUCCUCUCUUCUACCUGCACCACACCUGGCUCGACAAAAUAUGGGCGGACUGGCAAGCCAAGGAUAAAGCAGCGCGCACCAAGGAGAUCGGUGGAACGAACAUCAUGCCUGAUAACCAGGUCGGCUUUCCGGCUCGGCCAUCAAAUAUCCCGAAACCGACAGGCGCCCCUGGUGACCCUGGAACCACGACUACUUUGAACCAUGUGCUGGACAUGAAGGGGAACUCGCCGAAUAGGACUAUUGCUGACGUUAUGGACAUUGUGGGUGGCAUUUUGUGCUACGAGACCAAGGAGGCAGUGUCCGGGGAGCGCUCCAAGAAGGUCGAGCAGCUGUCGAGUGUCACCAAGGACGUGCAUGAUGGAAACUCGACAAUCACCUCUGAUUAUGGCGUUAAGCAGCACAAUACGGAUGAAUGGUUGAAGGCGGUGACGGACGACAAGAAUGGCCCUCUUCUUUUGGAGGAUCCGUUCGCACGCGAGAAGAUCAUGCGAUUUGACCAUGAGCGCAUCCCCGAACGUGUCGUCCACGCCAGAGGCGCCGGUGCCUUCGGAAAAUUCACCCUCCAGGAAUCUGCCGCAGACGUGACCUCUGCCGGCGUCCUCACAGACACGUCUCGCGAGACACCCGUCUUCGUACGCUUCUCCACUGUCUUGGGUAGCCGUGGCUCCGCCGACACCGUCCGCGAUGUUCGGGGCUUUGCCGUCAAGUUCUACACCGAAGAGGGCAACUGGGACAUUGUCGGCAACAACAUUCCCGUGUUCUUUAUUCAAGAUGCGAUCAAGUUCCCCGACGUCAUUCACGCCGGAAAGCCGGAGCCUGAUUGUGAAAUCCCUCAGGCACAGUCCGCACAUAACAACUUCUGGGACUUCCAGUACAUGCAUCCCGAGGCAACGCAUAUGUUCAUGUGGACCAUGUCGGACAGGGCAAUCCCCAGAAGUUGGCGCAUGCAGCAGGGUUUCGGGGUAAACACCUUCACCCUCACCAACGACAAGGGAGAGAGGCACUUCUGCAAGUUCAUCUGGACACCCGAGUUGGGCGUACACAGCCUUGUCUGGGACGAGGCCUUGAAGAUUGCUGGUCAGGACCCUGACUUCCACCGUAAGGACCUCUGGCAGGCCAUCGACAGCGGCUCCUAUCCCAAGUGGAAGUUUGGUAUUCAGGUUAUCCCGGAAGCCAAGGAGCAUGAUUUCGAUUUUGACAUCCUUGAUGCCACCAAAGUGUGGCCUGAGGAGCUCGUCCCCAUACGGUACAUUGGUACUUUGGAGCUGAACCGCAACCCGGACGAGUUCUUCUCGCAGGUCGAGCAGAUUGCCUUCUGUACCUCGCACGUUGUCCCAGGUAUCGGCUUUUCUGAUGACCCCCUUCUCCAAGGUCGCAACUUCUCCUACUUCGACACCCAGAUCAGCAGACUGGGUGUUAACUUCGAAGAGCUUCCUAUCAACCGUCCUGUGUGCCCCGUCAUGAACCACAACCGUGACGGUUCCAUGCGUCACACCAUCACCAAGGGCAAGGUGAACUACUGGCCCAACCGCUAUUCUGCAGUGCCUCCCACAAAACCCGAAGACGGCGCAUACGUCGACUACCCCGCGAAGAUCGCAGGCAUCAAGGCCAGGACCCAGAGCAAGAAGUUCAGAGAACAUAUCAGCCAGGCUGAACUGUUUUACAACUCGCUCUCCCCCCACGAGAAGUUGCAUCUCACCAACGCCCUGGGCUUUGAGCUUGACCACUGCGACGAUCAUGUCGUCUACGAGCGCAUGGUCGACCGUCUGGCGGAGAUUGACCUCACUCUGGCUCAGAGCGUCGCCGAAAUGGUCGGCGGUGGAGUACCACAGAAGGCUAAGCGGCCGAAGCACAACAAGAAGGCGAAGGGUCUCUCGCAGGUCGACUAUGCCCCUUCGACUCCAACGAUCGCCACGCGUAUGGUUGCCAUCAUCAUUGCAGAUGGCUACGACCCGAUCGCGUACAAUGGCAUUCGCGCCGCUCUCUCUGCCGCCGGUGCGCUCCCUUUUACUAUCGGUGUUCGACGCAACAAGAUCUGGGCUGCCGGUGAGGAAAAGGGCAGCAAGACGGGCGGCGUCCAGCCAGACCACCAUCUCGAAGGCAUGCGCUCCACGCUCUUCGACAGCGUCUUCAUACCGGGCGGCGCCCAAUCCAUUGCCACUCUCCGCAAGAACGGACGCGCCGUGCACUGGGUAAGGGAAGCGUUUGGGCACCUCAAAGCCAUUGGCGCUACGGGUGAGGCCGUCCAGUUUGUCCGCGAGGCGUGCGAUAUCCCGGGCAUGCAGUUCUCGACCUCUGCCGAGGUGGUGGAGAGUUACGGUGUCGUGACGGUAGCGGAGGUGCAGCCGCAUGGAUUCAAGGAGGCCGUGAAUAUGAUGAAAGGGGCGAAGGACUUCUUGAGCGCGUAUGGGUAUGCGAUUUCCCAGCAUAGGAAUUACGAGCGUGAAUUGGAUGGGUUGAACAAGAUGGUGGCUUAUUGA
Westerdykella ornata is the source of this 3153-nucleotide messenger RNA. RefSeq names its product catalase-domain-containing protein. The transcript is spliced from 8 exons. Gene Ontology annotation, cellular component: cytosol. Gene Ontology annotation, biological process: response to oxidative stress; hydrogen peroxide catabolic process. The coding region runs from base 1 to 3153 and encodes 1050 amino acids. Gene Ontology annotation, molecular function: catalase activity; heme binding. The record is from RefSeq and is a predicted model, not a curated record. NCBI's taxonomy places the organism in Eukaryota, Fungi, Ascomycota, Dothideomycetes, Pleosporales, Sporormiaceae.